Messenger RNA from Monascus purpureus, 480 nucleotides. The record is from the annotation of a GenBank genome assembly. NCBI's taxonomy places the organism in Eukaryota, Fungi, Ascomycota, Eurotiomycetes, Eurotiales, Aspergillaceae.
AUGCCGGUGUCAUCUAAUAUUAGACCCAUACCCCAUAUCACUAUUAAACCCCGCAUGCUUAUAAAUUGGGCGACAAGUGCCAGGCAUUGGUACGAUCAGAUCCUCAUGAUAGGUUUCUCCGGAGGCGGCCAGUUCACCCAUCACUUCCUCUACCUGUAUCCUGAGCGUCUUGUAGCCGCCAGCAUCGGCGCACCGGGCAGGGUGACCCUGCUCGACGCGGAACAGCCAUGGCCUGUCGGGAUCGCUGAUGUCCAGAGCCGAUUUUGUCGGACAAUUGACAUACAGCGCAUUCGUCACGUCGCUACUCAGUUGAUUGUUGGCGCGGCGGAUGAUGAAAUCCAUGGCGGACCUGAGUUUAUGAAAUGGGUGAGCCGGUUCCGGAAGCAGGACAAAGACAAAGCGUUACAGCCGGAGUCCCAUCUUCCCUUGAUGAAUCAGGACCGCGCGCAGUCCAUGCAGAGUCUGCAUAAAUCAUGGUAG